AUGCACAAUCCUGGGUAUGUUGAAUCCGAUCCUGAAAUGAUACGUUACAAAGACUACUCCAUGCUAAUCCACCAGAAAAAAUUACAAGCUAUUAAAGAAAAAGGAUCGCACCUAAUAGACGGCUCAUCCCCAGACAGUUAUACAAAGUCUCCAACUUACAAAUCCAAAAGGCCACAGAUAGUCACUACAAAUAAAAUGAAAGAAAUCGCAAUUUCAAAAGAAAACCAAAUGCUUUUAGACAAACUGACAAAAAUAUCUCGCAAGAAAUAUGUAAGAUUUAAACAGUCUCAUAUAACUUCCUACAUGUUUUGGCCGAAAAGCAUGAACGGCGUUAUGAGGAAAAAAGAAGCACAAAAAAUCGCAUAUGAGAAUUUGAGGAUUGCUAAAAGAAUUGAAGAAAAAUCGCCUUAUCUUGAAAAAAAAGCUAUGGAUAAGGGCUGGGAAGAAAAUAAAAAAUAUAGGUGUCAGCUAGUGAAAUUUCAAGGGAAAAAAACUAAGACAAGCAAGCUGCCACCUAUAGAGAGGACUCUUUCACAGAGCCCGACUUUUGAAAGACUUAGCCCUAUAAAUGGCUGCGCAAAUGAAAGCUUAGCGACUAUUUCGAAGUCUGUAUCGCCUUAUCUGAAAGAAUAUGAGUCAUAUAAGAAAAAUACACUGAAAAGAUUUAAAGGAUUUGAGACUUCCCGAAGCCAAAUUACAAAACCGAAAGCUAUAAAAUCGCUGAGUCCUAGCCCAGAGCUGAAUUAUUCAAUGGCAAUCCCGUUUGAGCCGUAUUUAUUUAACAAAAAGCAUGAUCCUGAUAUGUCUAUGCUGUAA
Messenger RNA from Blepharisma stoltei, 816 nucleotides. The record is from the annotation of a GenBank genome assembly. NCBI's taxonomy places the organism in Eukaryota, Ciliophora, Heterotrichea, Heterotrichida, Blepharismidae.